Messenger RNA from Heterotrigona itama, 2787 nucleotides. Lineage: Eukaryota; Metazoa; Arthropoda; Insecta; Hymenoptera; Apidae. The record is from the annotation of a GenBank genome assembly.
ACGUAAGGCGAGGGUGUUUGGUAUGCUCUUGGACAGGGCAGCUUGUUCGUGGUAAUUCAAGUUUUGACCGUCUAACAAUAUUGUUGUACUGUCGUUGUCUCUUGCAAAAGAAGUAAUUCACCUUUACGAGAGUCGUGAAAUCUCGCUGAAUUUGAGUUAGCCGCUCGUAGAAUGGCUGCAGUAUUUGAUAUCGAAUUGCACGAUGCGGAUAUAGUAAACAGGGACGAGUCUGACGAUGAUGUGAUCGAGAUUGGCGAGAUCGGAAGGUGUCGAAACGGUAGCUAUAUCGGAACAGAAUGUGAAUCGCGGACGAGAAAGAGCUGGCCCGCAGGAUUUUGAACUUUGUAAAGUUAUUGGAAAGGGUGGUUAUGGCAAGGUCUUUCAAGUUCGUAAAAUAACGGGUAAUGACAGCGGGACAAUCUUCGCGAUGAAGCAUCCUUUCAUCGUAGACCUUAUGUAUGCUUUCCAAACUGGUGGAAAAUUGUAUCUAAUUUUGGAAUAUAUGUGUGGUGGUGAACUAUUUAGACACUUGAAUGAUGAAGGCAUUUUUCUUGAAGAAACUGCUUGGUAUGUGAAACAGCAACAUCCCUCUAAUUACACUUUAAUUAGAUUUAAAACCAGAAAAUAUCUUGUUAGAUGCAGAGGGACAUAUAAAAUUGACUGAUUUUGGUUUAUGUAAAGAACAUAUACAAGAUGGUACUGUUACACACACAUUCUGUGGCACUAUAGAAUAUAUGGCUCCAGAAAUUCUAACAAGAAGUGGACAUGGUAAAGCAGUAGACUGGUGGAGUCUUGGAACUUUAAUGUACGAUAUGCUUACGGGUUCAGUAAGUGUCAUUAGAGAUAUUGAACCUCCAUUUACAUCUGAUAAUAGAAAGAAAACUAUUGAAAAGAUUUUACGUGGAAAACUAAAUCUUCCACAAUAUCUAACUCCUGAUUCUAGAGAUCUCAUCCGAAAGUUGUUGAAGAGACAAGUAUCACAAAGAUUAGGAUCUGGUCCAUCUGAUGCAGAACAAAUAAAAAAUCAUCAAUUUUUUAAGCAUAUCAAUUGGAACGAUGUAAUUUCUCGAAAAUUAGAACCGCCUUUUCGACCGACAUUGGCGAGUGAAGAUGAUGUAUCACAGUUUGAUAAAAAAUUUACAACAUCUGCACCAAUUGAUUCUCCCGCAGAAUAUACGUUAAGUGAAUCUGCAAAUAGAGGUUUCACUUAUGUGGCACCUAGCAUACUAGAGGAUAUGUAUUCACAACCACGAGUAAUAAAUGCUAGAAGUCCACGUAGAGGCAAUAUGCGUGGUUUUUCUCCUCGAGGAACACAUUUUCAUAUACACAAUAAUCAUGUACAAAGUCAUAGACAUAAUGGAGUUGGGCAUGGCAACAUGGAAGAUACAGAAAUGAUUGAAAUAGGCUAACUGCCACUUUUUUUAUAGUGAAAAAUGCUUAGCAUUUCGGCCUAACUGUUGAAUAUGACCAAUCCUUGUGUCUCAGGGAGGGAUUUUAUAAAAUAUAGAUGGAGUAGCAAAAGGAUAGGUCUAAUAAUCCAGUGCUUCAUUGGAUAUUCAGCAGUUAAAUUUAGCUAAUUUUUUUUUUUAAUCAAAUCUAAUUAUAAUAAAGGUCUAAUUAUAAUAAACUAAUUAAGAUUGUGCUUUAAUAGCAGCGAUGCAGCAGUUAUUUGGUAGCAUAUAAUAAAAUAUAUAUAAACUUUUCUUAAUUAUUUUAAGUUUCGAAACCUAAAAUGAUUAAAAAAAGUUUUAUUUACUUAUUUUGUCGUUGCUAACUGUAUACUGAACAUAUAACAAAAUGCAUUUUUCGCAUACAUUAUAGUCAAAAUACUGCAUACGUUUCAUUGACCCGUUAAUACGUAAUUACUUAUUGUGUUUUUUGUACAUACAAUAAGCAGGUUGGUUGGAUAUUCAUAUAUAGAUAUAUAUAUAUAGAAUAUAUGUAUAGAAAGAAAGAGAGAGAUACAUACAUACGUCAUUUAUGCUAAGUGCGACAGACUGAAAAAAUUCCAGCACUUUUAGAGAUUCAUAAAUUAUACUGUUAAUACACAAGUUUGAGGUUCAACCAUCCUGUAAUACUUGUAAAUUUAAAAGUUCGUACAUGGCGCGUGUACACAUACUUAAGUGUAAUUAAUUCAAGAAAAGUAUAUAUAUAUAGAACAGAUAAAAGACAGAUAGACUUAAAUAACGAAGACUCAUGAUUCACAGCUGCCACAACCGCUCCGCCGCUCAAAAUUUCAUAUCUGAUUGUUCAUUUACAAAAAUAUUUUCAGCAGUAAUAACGUUUCCAUGGCAAUAAUGUAAACAAUAACGUAUUUGCAUGAUAGUGAUAGAAAAGAAUGUUUACGUAAUACUACAACGGAAUUGCAGUUUUACAAUUGAAAGUUCCUAAAGAAGUGUGAGUUGAAAACAGUGCAAUUUGUAUUCAAAACAUAUAAAUAUUAUUUGUAGAAGUUCUUGUUAAUUUAGGUAUUUGAAUGCCUUAGAAAAAAAAAGAGGGGAAAGGAAAUUUUUGUUGUAAUUUUAUGUAUUAAUGAAAACAAAUAAAAGCGAGUUACCAUGGUAACAAUGUUACUGCGAAAUGCUAACUUUCCAUAACAACCAAAAACAUAUUUUUCGUAUUUAAUGCUCAUGUAUGCUGUUUAGUCUGACAUUGUAUGGCAAUUUAUUUAAGUAUCUAUUUGUUACGUCAAUAUUUAUAUAUUACCGAAAAUUAAUAUAUUGGUUUUGAUGUAUACACGAUACAUGAUAGUAAAGAUUUAACAAAAAAAAAAAAAUAGUGUAAAGA